AUGGCCGCUCCACAAGUUCACCACCUCUUCCACGCGCCCAUCUCCGACCACUCCUUCUCCGCCGACCGCCAAACCCUCGCAGUCACAAAGGACAACAACGUCGAGCUCUACUCCGCCCAAGGUAACAAAUUCCAGCUGCAAGAUGAGCUCCGCGGCCACGACAAGCUGAUCACUGGUGUCGACAUUGCCCCUCAGUCUGGUCGCAUCGUUACGUGCUCGCAGGAUCGCAACGCUUACGUGUGGGAGCCAUCACCGACUGGCGGAUGGAAGCCAACACUUGUGCUGCUCCGCAUCAACAGGGCCGCGACAUGUGUACGAUGGGCACCGAAUGAGGCCAAGUUCGCUGUUGGAAGCGGUGCUCGCAUUAUUGCAGUAUGCUACUUUGAGGAAGAGAACGAUUGGUGGGUCUCGAAGCACUUGAAGAAGCCACUGCGAUCUACAGUCACUUCUGUGGCGUGGCACCCGAACAGUGUUCUUCUUGCUGCUGGCAGUACAGAUGGACACGCGAGAGUGCUUAGCUCGUUCGUCAAGGGCACGGAUGAGAGACCAGAGGCCAGCGUCUGGGGAGAGAGGCUGCCUUUCAACACUGUCUGUGGAGAGUACUUGAACUCCACAGGGGGCUGGGUCCACAGUGUCGCUUUCUCGCCAUCUGGAGAUGCGCUGGCGUUCACAGCACAUGAUAGCUCGAUCACCGUCGUAUACCCGUCUGCACCGGAGCAACCACCACAGGCCGUCAUCUCUAUCUCCACCCAGCUUCUACCAUUUGCGGACCUUCUUUGGAUCAGCGAAAGCGAGAUCGUCUGCGCCGGCUACGACUGCGAGGUCUACAAGUUCGGUGGCUCGGUCUCUGGCUGGCAAUUGACUGGAUCACUCGAAGCCGAUGCAAAGGCCGGAUCUGGCGUUGCCAAGGAGGAAAGUGCCUUGAACAUGUUCCGCUCAAUGGAUCUGAAGGGUCGCAGCGGCGGUACUGUCGACGACACAAAGCUACGAACUGUCCAUCAGAACAGCAUCAACACUGUACGUCCAUACCAAGGUGGCGGUACCGGCCAGGUCGGCCAGAUCAGCACUAGCGGUGUCGAUGGACGUGUUGUGGUUUGGAAGCUGUAA
Molecule: messenger RNA, 1107 nt
Organism: Fulvia fulva
Lineage: Eukaryota; Fungi; Ascomycota; Dothideomycetes; Mycosphaerellales; Mycosphaerellaceae
Product: Actin-related protein 2/3 complex subunit 1
Exons: 1
Coding region: 1-1107 (368 amino acids)
Biological process (GO): Arp2/3 complex-mediated actin nucleation
Cellular component (GO): Arp2/3 protein complex; actin cytoskeleton
Molecular function (GO): actin filament binding
Source: RefSeq, a predicted model, not a curated record